This is a messenger RNA of Cygnus atratus (black swan), 369 nucleotides long. RefSeq names its product late histone H2B.L4. Bases 1 to 369 code for a protein of 122 amino acids. Gene Ontology annotation, cellular component: nucleosome. NCBI's taxonomy places the organism in Eukaryota, Metazoa, Chordata, Aves, Anseriformes, Anatidae. The transcript is spliced from 2 exons. Gene Ontology annotation, molecular function: DNA binding; protein heterodimerization activity; structural constituent of chromatin. The record is from RefSeq and is a predicted model, not a curated record.
AUGAGUGCAGAGGCUGGGAAGAAGCGUGGUCAUGCUUCCACUUCUGGAUCUGCUUCUGGAGACAGGAAGUCCAAGAGGAAGCCCAAGAGAAAGGAAACCUAUUCAGUCUAUAUCUACAAAGUACUGAAGCAAGUGCACCCUGACACCGGUAUCUCCUCCAAGGCCAUGAGCAUCAUGAACUCCUUUGUCAAUGACAUCUUUGAGCGGCUGGCUUCAGAGGCCUCACGCCUGGCCCAGUACAACCACCGCUCCACCAUCACCAGCCGUGAGGUGCAGACGGCUGUGCGGCUCCUGCUGCCUGGCGAGCUGGCCAAGCACGCUGUCUCUGAGGGCACCAAGGCCGUCACCAAGUACACCAGCAGCAAGUGA